AUGGAUAACCCAGAUAAUACCAAUGGUACAGUAAAAUUCGAUGUUUUUAGAGAAAAUAUGAACGGAUCACCCAUAGAAUAUCUGGGAAGAAGAGAAGACUACAAUAAAAUUUGUGUUCCUUUGUAUAAAGCAUCACUAACCGGCGAUUGGAAAGCUGCAAAGGCCAUCCUUGACACCCGUCCAGAGCUGGUACGGUUUAGCAUCACUGAAAAUAAUGAAACAGUGCUACAUGUUGCAGUAUUGGGGAAAUCAUACUUGUUUGUCGAAUAUUUGGUACGUAUGAUGGAAACGAAGGACUUGUUACUUCAAAAUAAAAAUGGUCAAACUGCGCUCUAUUUAGCAGCCACCGGACAAGAUGUGAGAAGAGCCAAAAUUUUGGUGAAAAAGAACAAAAACUUGUUAGAAAUCCCUGAUAAUCAAGGAAUGAUGCCUCUCUACAUGGCUGCUUUAUUUAGAAAUCACGAUAUGGUGACCUAUUUGUAUCGUAAUUCUCAGAAAAUGACCGGCGAGUUUUGGACACCUAAGAAUCGAGGUUGGGUUCUUGUGAAAUGUGUUCAAGCUGAUCUAUUUGACAUCGCACUACAAAUGGCGAAAGACUGUCCCGAGCUUGCUAUAAAUGGGAGGGUACUCAGAGUAUUGGCUCGAAAACCUUAUGCAUUUAAUGAUAUCAGACCUAAUAUCAUUCGAAGACUCAUACGCUUACUGUGCCAUCCCAAGAUUGGAAUUCCUGACAUGGAAAGUCAUUCCUUGAAAUUACUAAGAAUCAUGUGGACAGAGAUUGUGAAAUUGCCCAAGGAUCAAAUAGAUGAGAUAAUAAGAGGUCCACCAGACCAAACUAAGGAAGAUGAAAGGCAAACUGGUUGUGAAAAAGAGAAGCAUGAGCAUGAAGCAUUGGUAUUGCUAAGAACCAUUUCAGACAACAUCGCAAAUAUGCCUACUAAAAUCUUUAACCUAUUCGGAGGGUCGGUUGAUGAAAACACGAGGUGCAAAGAUGCAAAGCGAAAAUACUCUUGUCGAGUACUGUUUCUUGCUGCGGAAAUGGGUAACACUGCAUUUAUCAUCGAGGUUAUUCAACAAUAUCCGCAUCUAGUAUGGGAGGUAAACGAUAAUAACCAAAGUAUAUUUCACGUUGCGGUCUCGCAUCGUCAUGAGGGUAUCUACAACUUGUUAUAUGAGAUAGGAUCACUCAGGAAUUUGAUAAUUACUCUCGAAGACAAAAAUGGCAACAAUAUGUUACAUUUAGUUGGAGAGAGUGCAAAGAUUAAUAGGCUACAAAACAUACCAGGAGUGGGUCUGCAAUUGCAUCUAGAAACCUUAUGGUUCAAGGAAGUAGCGGCCAUACUCCCUCCUCCUUUACGAGAAAAGAAGAACGCGGCUGGUCUAACGCCACACGAAGUAUUCACCAAGAAUCACAAAGAUCUGUUUUCGAGAGGUGAGGAGUGGAUAAAAGAAACCGCUGCUCAAUUAAUGGUGGUCGCUUCGCUUAUAGCCACCAUAUCGUUUGCAGCUGCUUUUACGUUUCCAGGUGGAUACGACCAAUUUUGUAUGGCUAGCAAUUGA
Cynara cardunculus var. scolymus (artichoke) is the source of this 1560-nucleotide messenger RNA. RefSeq lists its product as uncharacterized. NCBI's taxonomy places the organism in Eukaryota, Viridiplantae, Streptophyta, Magnoliopsida, Asterales, Asteraceae. The coding region runs from base 1 to 1560 and encodes 519 amino acids. The transcript has 6 exons. The record is from RefSeq and is a predicted model, not a curated record. Gene Ontology annotation, molecular function: protein binding.